AGGGUGCACAGUCAGAGGCUGCUUUUAUCUCCCCUCUCACUCACGGGUGUGAGCGGACGAAACAGACGCUCGCCACUCUUAACUUCAGUCUACACGCGAGGCUGACUCUUUUUGCAACCACGAGGGAAUAUAAAAGAAAUAGAUAAUGGAAAAGAUAGGACGUUUGAAUUGUUUGAAGGUAGUAUUCAUUUUCGGGACAAUUACGAGUGCAUUCAUUUUUUAAGUUGGAUUUUUGACGACCAGGACUUGCAAAUUAUUCCACUGCAGGUUUAGAGUUGUUUUGUAUGAUUAGUGCAUUUUUUAUUUUUGUUUUUUGCCAAGAAGCCCAUGAUGGACAACUUGACCACAGACAACGUGACAGCGGGGAAUGACACGUCUUCGUCGCAGCACAAUCAAACCUUGGGUGUGUGGUGCGACUACGCGCUUGAAUACAAGGCAGUCAGUGUGUUUUUGGUGUCCCUUAUUUGCGGAGUAGGCAUGGUGGGCAACAUAAUGGUCAUCCUGGUGGUGCUGACCACUAAACACAUGCGAACUCCCACUAACUGCUAUCUGGUGAGUCUGGCUGCAGCCGACUUGAUGGUGCUUAUUGCUGCCGGGCUGCCAAACAUCACCGACGCUCUGCACGGACAUUGGGUGUAUGGAUACGCGGGCUGCCUGGGGAUCACUUAUUUCCAAUAUUUGGGAAUUAACGCGUCCUCUUGUUCCAUCACAGCAUUCACGGUGGAGCGAUACAUCGCGAUCUGUCAUCCCAUUAAAGCGCAGUUCCUAUGUACUUUAUCCCGAGCUAAGAAGAUCAUCAUGCUGGUGUGGGCGCUCACGUCAAUGUAUUGCAUAAUGUGGCUCUUUUUGUCAGACACCCAAACUUUGGUAUAUGACAACGUUGAGCUCAUCAGCUGCGCGUACAAAGUAUCCAGGAGUCAAUAUCUGCCCAUUUACUUCAUAGACUUUGCAGUGUUUUACGUGCUGCCCCUAAUGCUGGCCACAGUUCUGUAUGGACUUAUCGCCAGGAUACUUUUUCUAAACCCGUUGCCUGCGGAUGCUAAGGACAGCACCAGCAAGUGGAGGAGAGGAACUAGUAAAGGGGAAGGAAGGAUCAUCAGUGCAAGCUCCUCCAGCAGCAGCACUGCUGCAUCUCGCAGACAGGUAACCAAAAUGCUGGCUGUGGUAGUGAUCCUGUUCGCCUUACUUUGGAUGCCCUAUCGUACCUUAGUAGUGGUCAACUCCUUCUUGGACAAGGCCUACCUGGACAAUUGGUUCUUGCUCUUCUGUCGCCUCUGCGUCUACUUGAACAGUGCCAUCAACCCGAUCAUCUACAACGUCAUGUCUCAGAAGUUCCGCACAGCCUUUAAAAAGCUGUGUCACUGCAGGCCUCAGCGCAAGGAGAAACCUAAUUCAUGCAGCGUGGCGCUCACCUACAGUGUCAUCAAGGAUACAUCUAAUGGAGAAAGUCCUGACCACUUCACUACAGAAAUGGAAGAACUAAACACACCAAGUGACCACUUAGUGCCCACUGGACUCCCGCCAAUUACCAAUCAGAUGUUGUUUGAGGAGCACUCCCUACUGGAGAAAGGUGCUCAAACCUAGAA
Molecule: messenger RNA, 1586 nt
Organism: Syngnathus acus (greater pipefish)
Lineage: Eukaryota; Metazoa; Chordata; Actinopteri; Syngnathiformes; Syngnathidae
Product: thyrotropin-releasing hormone receptor-like
Exons: 2
Coding region: 328-1584 (418 amino acids)
Biological process (GO): phospholipase C-activating G protein-coupled receptor signaling pathway
Cellular component (GO): membrane
Molecular function (GO): thyrotropin-releasing hormone receptor activity
Source: RefSeq, a predicted model, not a curated record